Messenger RNA from Daldinia caldariorum, 789 nucleotides. Its product is annotated as nucleolar essential protein 1. Bases 1 to 789 code for a protein of 262 amino acids. The transcript is spliced from 3 exons. Gene Ontology annotation, cellular component: nucleolus; small-subunit processome. Gene Ontology annotation, molecular function: rRNA (pseudouridine) methyltransferase activity; rRNA binding. Gene Ontology annotation, biological process: rRNA base methylation. The record is from RefSeq and is a predicted model, not a curated record. Lineage: Eukaryota; Fungi; Ascomycota; Sordariomycetes; Xylariales; Hypoxylaceae.
AUGCCUUCCACAGUAGAAUAUCGCGCUGGGAAGCGACCUCGUACUCAGUCUCUACCACCCCCAGCUCUUCCUCAGCUUGUCGCCGAACAACACGUACCUAUAGCCUCCAAUGAUAAGGACAGCCAGAGACUCAUAGUAGUCCUAUCCAAUGCCAGUCUAGAGACGUACAAAGCCUCCCACGGUGGCGGCGCAGGACGGGCGGGUAUGCAGCGCGAGGAUAAAUACUCGCUCCUAAACAGCGACGAGCACAUCGGAGUGAUGCGCAAGAUGAACCGAGACAUCAGCGACGCCCGACCGGAUAUCACACAUCAGUGCCUCCUCACUCUUCUGGAUUCGCCUAUCAACAAGGCGGGAAAGCUACAAAUAUAUAUACAAACUGCAAAGGGCGUUCUCAUCGAGGUGUCUCCCACCGUCCGUAUUCCCCGAACAUUCAAGCGAUUUGCUGGUUUGAUGGUCCAAUUGCUCCACCGCUUAUCCAUCCGCUCGACAAACUCCCAAGAGAAGCUUCUCCGGGUCAUUCAGAAUCCCAUCACGGACCACCUACCGCCCAAUUGCCGCAAGGUUACACUAAGCUUUGACUCGGCUACUGUGCGCGUACGGGACUACAUCCAGACCCUUGGACCAAAGGAAAGCAUAUGUGUUUUCGUCGGUGCCAUGGCUAAGGGCCCGGACAACUUUGCCGACGAGUACGUGGACGAGAAGAUCUCCAUCAGCCAAUACAGUUUAUCAGCCAGUGUUGCAUGCAGCAAGUUUUGCCACGCUGCUGAGGACGUCUGGGACAUCCUCUAA